AAAAAAAAAAGAAAGACAAAAAGAAAGAAAGAGACAGAGAAAGAAAAAGGGAUAGAAAAAGAUGGAUCGCCACAAAGCAGCCGUGGCCAAGAUCGCGGCGACGGUGCGCUCCUUCUACGCGGCGCGCGAGCCGUACCGCAUCUUCCACGGCAGCACCAACUCGACGCGGCCGCGGCCGUCGGCGUCGCAGACCAAGACGGUCGACAUCUCGGCGCUGCGCAACGUGCUGUCGGUGGACACGGCCCGCCGCGUCGCCCUCGUCGAGCCCAACGUGCCCAUGGACCGCCUCGUCGAGGCCACCCUCCCGCACGGCCUCGUGCCCCCCGUCGUCAUGGAGUUCCCCGGCAUCACGGCCGGCGGCGGCUUCGCGGGCACCGCCGGCGAGAGCUCCUCCUUCCGCCACGGCUUCUUCGACGACACCGUCCGCCGCGUCGAGAUGGUCCUGGCCGACGGCGAGGUCGUCGAGGCCACCCGUGGGGGGGGAGAAGGGGAAGAAGAAGGGGGGGUGAGGGCGGAUCUGUUCCGGGGCGCGGCCGGCGCGGUGGGCACGCUGGGCACGACCACGCUGCUCGAGGUGCAGCUGAUGGAGGCGCGCCGGUUCGUCCGGACCCGGUACCGGCGCACGAGGAGCGUGGCCGAGGCGGUCGAGGCGGUCCGGGAGGAGGUGCGCCGCGAGGAGAACGACUACGUGGACGGGAUCCUCUUCUCCAAGGACCACGGCGUCGUGGUGACGGGCCAGCUGACGGACGAGGCGCCGCCGGCCGGCCAGAAGGUGCAGACCUUCAGCGGGCCGUGGGACCCCUGGUUCUACCUGCACGCCAAGGAGCGGACGGCGCCCGAGAGGGGCGACGAGGGCGCGGCGCCGGUCGACCACGUCCCGCUGGCCGAGUACCUGUUCCGCUACGACCGCGGCGGCUUCUGGGUCGGCGCGGCCGCGUUCGAGUACUUCGGGUUCGUCCCCUUCAACCGCUUCUCCCGCUGGUUCCUCGACGACUUCCUGCACACGCGCAUGAUGUACCGCGCCCUGCACGGGUCCGGCGAGAGCGCCCGCUUCGUCGUCCAGGACGUCGCCAUGCCCUUCGAGACGACCGAGCGCUUCGUCGACUACACCUCGUCCGAGCUCGGCAUCUGGCCGCUCUGGCUGUGCCCGCUCAAGCGGCGCCGCCCGCCCACCUUCCACCCCUUCACGACCCUACCGGAGGGCGUUCGGAAGGAGCCGGGGGAUGAUGAUGAUGAUGAUGACGCCGGGGAUGCCGACAUGAUGCUCAACGUCGGCGUCUGGGGCUGGGGCCCCUCCGACCCGGCCGAGUUCGUCCGCAAGAACCGCGAGCUCGAGAACAAGGUGCGCGAGCUCGGCGGCAUGAAGUGGCUGUACGCGCACACCUACUACCCCGAGGACGAGUUCUGGUCCAUGUACGGCGGCCGCGGGUGGUACGACGAGCUGCGCGACAAGUACAACGCCAAGACGCUCCCGACCGUCUGGGACAAGGUCCACGUCGACCCCGACGUCGCCCGCGCCAAGAAGCGGCACUGGCUCAAGAGGCUGCCCCCGCUGGGCGGCUUCUAUGGCAUCUACAAGAGCAUACAGAGCAAGGACUACUUGCUGCACCGACAUGCGAAGUGGAAGUGGAAGGGCGAGUGAUGCUUGCCCUUUUCUCGUCUGUUUUGUUUUCCAUCUUUCCUUUCCCCCUUGCUAUGCUGAAUGUAGCCCACUGUAAAACCAUCAUGCAUAUAUGUACUGUACUCUAGAACGAUUCUUAGAGGUAGAGGGAGUCUUGACUGUGGGAUGAGAG
Messenger RNA from Thermothelomyces thermophilus ATCC 42464, 1793 nucleotides. RefSeq lists its product as uncharacterized. Lineage: Eukaryota; Fungi; Ascomycota; Sordariomycetes; Sordariales; Chaetomiaceae. The transcript has a single exon. Gene Ontology annotation, cellular component: cytoplasm; membrane. Bases 62 to 1642 code for a protein of 526 amino acids. Gene Ontology annotation, biological process: steroid metabolic process. Gene Ontology annotation, molecular function: Delta24(24-1) sterol reductase activity; FAD binding. The record is from RefSeq and is a predicted model, not a curated record.